Messenger RNA from Ambispora leptoticha, 948 nucleotides. The record is from the annotation of a GenBank genome assembly. Lineage: Eukaryota; Fungi; Glomeromycota; Glomeromycetes; Archaeosporales; Ambisporaceae.
AUGCCAAAGGUAAAGCCAAAAAAACUCGGCUAUAACCAUAAAGAAGCUCAAAGCACCUCAAGGGCGGCCUCUUACUCGUCAAAAAGCAACGCCAUGCGUGCAUUUGGUCCCUUGUUCAAUAAAGAUCUUGGUCAACACAUACUAAAGAACCCGCUUAUAGCUCAAGGAAUAGUAGAUAAGGCAGGUCUGAGAACUUCUGAUGUUGUUCUAGAAGUGGGUCCUGGUACUGGUAAUUUGACAAUGAAAAUAUUAGAGAAGGCUAAAGAGGUUGUAGCUGUGGAAAUGGAUCCGCGCCUUGCAGCCGAACUGGCAAAACGUGUACAAGGAAAACCAGAACAAAAACGUCUAGAAAUAAUCAUAGGAGAUGUUAUAAAGACAAAAUUACCUUAUUUUGAUAUAUGUAUAAGUAAUACACCAUUUCAGAUUUCCUCGCCUUUGAUCUUCAAAUUUCUAGAACAUCGGCCUCUUUUUCGAUGUGCAGUUCUCAUGUUUCAACGUGAAUUUGCCUUACGGCUGAUUGCUAAACCUGGAGAGAGUCUUUACUGUCGGCUCAGCGUGAAUGCCCAAAUGUUCUUUAAAAUAGAUCACAUAAUGAAGGUUGGUAAAAAUAAUUUCAAACCACCCCCUCAAGUAGAUGCUUCAGUUAUAAGAAUGGAACCGAGGAAUCCGCCUCCCUCUGUUGAUUUUGCAGAAUGGGAUGGAUUAUUGCGAAUCGCAUUCAAUCGGAAAAAUAAGACACUGUCGGCUGCCUUUAAAACUACUUCUGUGUUACAAAUAAUUGAAAACAACUAUAAAACAUAUUGUGCUACUAAUGACAUGAUGAUAGAAGAUUCACUUGACAUGAAACAAAAAGUGCAAAAAGUGCUGGAAUCGGUUGACAUGACUGAAACUAGGGCAGCUAAAAUUGAUAUGAAUGGCUUUUUGAAGUAUGUAGAUGUUUCUCGAUAG